Messenger RNA from Puntigrus tetrazona (Sumatra barb), 4570 nucleotides. Its product is annotated as cGMP-dependent protein kinase 2. Bases 117 to 2297 code for a protein of 726 amino acids. Gene Ontology annotation, biological process: protein phosphorylation. The transcript is spliced from 18 exons. Lineage: Eukaryota; Metazoa; Chordata; Actinopteri; Cypriniformes; Cyprinidae. The record is from RefSeq and is a predicted model, not a curated record. Gene Ontology annotation, molecular function: ATP binding; cGMP-dependent protein kinase activity.
CUCAGACCGCUCGAUGCUCGAGACUGGAGCGGCGCGCUUCUCAAUCAUCCACAAACAAACACACUGACAGGUGUGGCCAACCAGUGAAGGACAUUUAAAAGCCCAAAGGCCUCUCUAUGGUUCCUAGUCGCUCUCUGAUCAUGGGGAACGGUUCGAUCAAAGCCCCUCGGCUGGAGGAGACCUGCCUGGCCUCCGGUAUAAAAGAGGCCCCUGUCUGGGAGUCCGUGGAGCCCCUGAAGAUGAGGAUCGCCCAUCUGGAGGAGGAGCUGGUGCGGAGGGACCAGGAGCUCCGCGCUCAGGAGAAGCGCUUGCAAAGCCUUCAGAGGGAACUGGAGGCAAAAGUGUGCCAGAUCGACAAGCUCCAGGACGCCAUCGGGUAUAACAGUCUCGGGCGCUCGCCGCCGGCGCCUCCGAGGCACAGCCGCAGACUGCUGAGCGUCAUCAACCAGGGCUCCACGCGCUUCCACAGGGUGGCUGUGGAGGUGCAUCGACGCCUUAAGGCCAAGGAGGGCGUUUCAGCCGAACCCACAUCGAGGCACUUCUGCCACGACCACAGGGUCCAUCACGUCUCCACGGAGAGACAGCGCAUCCGCAAAGACUCCGGCACUAAGAAACUGAUCAAUGAAGCCAUCAUGAACAAUGAUUUUCUGAAGAAGCUGGAGCCUCAGCACACUCGAGAGAUGGUGGACUGCAUGUACGAGAAAGUCUACAGCGCCGGUCAGCUGGUUAUUCAGGAGGGAGAGCCGGGGAACUACCUCUACGUGCUCGCCGAGGGUUUAUUAGAGGUCAUGCAAAAUGGAAAGCUCCUGGGUCAGAUGCGGCCUGGGACGGCUUUUGGAGAGCUGGCCAUUCUCUAUAACUGUAAAAGAACAGCCACGGUCAAAGCUGUGACUCAGUCCCACAUCUGGGCCCUGGACCGGCAGACGUUCCAGACCAUCAUGAUGAGAUCCACUCAGGCCAGACACGAGGAGUACUUCAGCUUCCUGCGCAGUGUGUCGCUAUUGAAAGAUUUGCCAGAGGAGAAACUUGCCAAAAUCAUUGACUGUCUUGAAGUUGAAUAUUUUGACAAAGGGGAGUACAUCAUUCGUGAGGGCGAGGAAGGAAACACAUUCUUCAUCAUAGCUAAAGGAGAGGUGUUUGUAACACAGACCACAGAAGGCUUUUCCGAACCACAGGAGAUUAAGACUCUUGGUGUGGGUGAUUACUUCGGGGAAAAGGCUCUCAUAAGCGAGGAUGUCCGCUCAGCUAAUAUCAUUGCAAAGGAAAAUGACACGCAGUGCUUGGUGGUGGAUAGAGAUAACUUUAAUCAGAUGGUGGGGACGUACGAGGAGCUGCAGGCGUAUCUGAGGGAGUACGUGGAGCAGCUCUCUCUGAGCGACGAGAGGAGGAACGCAGCGCCUCAGUCGCCCCUUCACGAGCGCUCUCCAGAAGCAACGGAGCUCCGGAGGCUGAAGGAGAAGGCCGUGGCUUUGUCCAGUAAAUCCUUCCUGAAAGAACUGCAAGUAGUGGCCACGCUAGGCAUGGGAGGCUUCGGACGAGUGGAGCUGGUCAAGCUUAAAAAAUCAGAAGAUGCAGCGUUCGCUUUAAAGUGUAUUAAGAAAAAGCACAUUGUGGACACCAGGCAGCAGGAGCACAUCUAUUCGGAAAAGGACAUCCUCCAACAGACCAAUUCAAACUUUGUUGUCAGGUUGUUCCGCACGUUUCGGGAUGAUAAGUAUGUUUACAUGCUGCUUGAGGUUUGCCUGGGAGGAGAGCUGUGGAGCGUGUUGAGGGACAUGAGUUGUUUCGAUGAGCCCACUGCCCGCUUCUGUACCGGAUGCGUGCUGGAAGCUUUCGACUACCUGCACUGCAAAGGCAUCGUGUACCGAGACCUAAAGCCGGAGAAUCUUCUUCUGGAUGGGGAAGGCUAUGUCAAAAUGACUGAUUUUGGCUUUGCCAAAAAGAUUGGACUGGGUAAGAAGACUUGGACGUUCUGUGGCACUCCUGAAUAUGUGGCUCCUGAGGUCAUCAUGAAUAAGGGUCAUGACUUUGGAGCGGACUGCUGGUCCUUGGGCAUCCUCAUCUUUGAGCUCCUGAUUGGCAGCCCUCCAUUCGCAGGCUCCGAUCCGAUCAGGAUCUACACUAUGGUCCUUCACGGAAUAGAGAAGGUGGACUUUCCCAAGAGGAUCAGCAAGCGGCCGGAGGAUCUCAUACGCAGACUUUGCAAGCUCAAUCCAGCGGAACGACUCGGGAAUAAAAAGAAUGGAAUCAUUGACAUCAAAAACACAACCGCACCUGGGAGUACACUGAAGCGCUGAUCCAUGUGUCUGGCCACAGGUAGUGUAUUGUUGAGUCUGUUUUGCUGCAGGCCUGUCUGUCCCCUCCUUUGUAUGUCACAGCACAAUGGGUAGCUGAGCCAGCCCGCCAGAUCAGCCUCCCCUCAUUCACAGGGGGAGUAAUUAGUGGCCAAAACGAGAGGCGCAGCUGCUGCCAUCUUCCACAGAGCAGUGAAGCCGCAGACAGCGAGAUGAAGCGCUGGGCCCGUCCUUUAACAGCCACGGGACCGACAGAGCCUAACAUGCGUGUGCGCUGAUGAUGCCCAGCGUUCAGAUGACAAUCAGCUGGGAGUUAUCACGCUUAUUACUUUACUAGCGUUCUGUGUUUCGCUAGACGCCGUUGUUUUUAUACUCAUUAUGCUUGAGCGUCCUUAUCACGCAGGCUGAGUGAUUUAGGUAACAUGCACACAAAGCGCACAAGAGCUCAACAUCAUUUGUAUUAUGUCGCCAAAUUAUGUUCAGAGCAUUAUGCAAACGAAGGCGCAAGCUCUUGAUACGGGCAUGAAUAUGCAUGUCCAGGUAACAAUGUGUCGUCAGAUGAGUGAGAUCCGAGAUGUACACUAUCGUAUGUUUGGGGGUUGGAUUUUUUAUUAUAUUAAUGCUUUACGUCACGGAGGUUGCACGGAAUCGAUCAAAAGCGACAGCGGACGUAUUUAAAUACAGAGAUUACUAUAAUUAAAAAAAUAAUAUGUCUGAUUUGAUCAGAAACAUUAGACAGCACUGCUGUUUUCAGUAUUGGUAAUAGUAGGACAUGGGGGGUGAUCAGCAUGUUAUAAUGAAUUCUGAAGGGUCAUGUGACACUUUCAUUUUAAAAUAUGUUCAUAAAGAUAACAGUUUUUUCAAAUUGUAAUAACAUUUGACAAUAUUACUGCUUUCGCUGUAUUUUUUAUCAAGUAAGUGCAUCGCUGAUGAGCAUUAGAGACAAAAAAAAUACAAAUCUUAUCAUGAUUCCAGAUAUCGAGGUUUUGAGCUCUUAAGAGCUGAGCUCCAGGGGCCGGGGGCUCCGAGGGACUCCUGCCCGGCUGGGUGCUUCCCUCUUGGACGGGGACGGUGGUGCGAAGGCCCUGGAGGAAUCUGGGAUCUGAAAAAAAUCAGCUUAGGUUUUGAACACUUAAAAUCUGAGCUCCAUGGGCCUUCUCGAGCGCAGGCAAGCCCUCUCAAACUAAAAUAACUCUGUCCAUGAAAACAUAAACUGUCUCCCCAGUCCACAAAAAUCUUCUCCGUUUGUACUUUUGCAAAGAGGAUAUUAUUAAAGACUAGUUGAAAAAUGGCUAAGCCCUCUGCUGGUGAAUAAGCUCUCAUUUCACAUGUGAGGAGAGCGCUUAUAUUUGUGUCUUACAUACGUGAGCAUAAAAACAUAAAAACGCAUGCAACGCUUUCUGACAAUAAAAGGGGAGGAUGUGCUAUACGACCCUUUAAAACAUGUCCUCGCUGGAAGGAUAGAGAUGGAGGAGGCUGAAGCCGUGAAUCGCUCUGCUGUGGAGGUUUACUUUGUUUUGUCUGCAGGUGGUUUCAAGGCUUUAACUGGGAAGGACUGAGGCGGCGCAGGCUGUCGUCUCCUCUGAGGAGAGAGGUGAAGCAUCAACUCAGCAGCUCUUACACGCCUCGCGUUGCUCUCCUACAGCUGCGCUAUUCUCCUCUGUUCGUUUUUGCAGCUCGCGGGACCCCUGGAUCACAGUCACUUCGACAUGUUCCCCCCUGAGCUUGAAGAACCCCCAGAUGAAUUCUCCGGCUGGGAUAAAGAUUUCUGAAAGAAGAGCCGAUAUAAAGCGGCAGCGUCUGGAGGAGACGUCUCAGCAUUACCUCAGUGUGCUUUCUGAAGCACUGUGCCACUGACUGACUUGUUCGGAUGGACAGGAAUCGCCACGCUUUUAAGUUAAAGAAGACAAAGUCGGAUGGUUAUUUCAGUGAUUUUUCAUUAUAAGUGGAUCAAUAAAUCACUGAUGCCUUAAAUCCGUCUAUUGAAUCUUAAGCACGUCUUUAAUGUGGAUGAAUCGCGUUCAUUUUUACAUUUUCUCAGCUUUUAUACCCUCUAAGUGUUUUGUGUUAACUCAAUACUGACGCUUAUAUCGUUACGUAAUCGGCCUUUUCGGUCUUUUUCAUUUGCUUAAGAAUCGGAUAUUGGCCGAAAAUAUGAUUUCAAGUCAAUAAAAAUGCCAAUAAAAAAUAUGGAUAAAAAAAAAAUCAAACAAUAAACAAAGCCGAUGUUGAAAUUAUUGUUCAUAACGCGAAUUUAAUAACAUUUAAUGAACAUA